AUGACGGGCCCCGAGCUGCAGCUGCCAACGACAGUUGGUACAUAUGCCUUGAAAGACGCGAUUGCCAAGAAGAAUGCUCCAGUAGUUGACCGGGUCAUGCUUUUGACAUUUGAUACGGUGCUUACCAAGGUUGAAAUCCUGGCUCCUGGUGGUUCGUCAUCCGGUAGCGCGGCCGGGGUGGCAGCAGGAUUCGCGCCGCUUGCGCUGGCCACCGAGACCGAUGGCUCCAUUGUACAGCCCGCCAACCGAGCAGCGCUGUACGGCCUCAAAGCCACCGUGGGGCUUCUCCCUACAGAGGGGACAGCUCUAUGGAGCUCACUCACCGACAGCAUGGGUGGCAUGGCCAAGUCCCCCCAAGAUCUCGCAGCGCUUUUUGAGGUCAUCACCGGUGCAGAAAGGGGCACGAAGACCGAGGACGAUGAAGACGGCGCAGCUGCUCCGUGGAGCGGACUGCGUGUCGGAUUUGUCGAUCCGACCUUGUGGUCGUUCUCACCGGUGAUUUGCGAUCCCGACCCUAUUCUGAUUCAGCAGCAAAGGGACGAAAUGGAUGCUGCAAUUGCCAAGAUCGAGAAUGCUGGGGCGGUGGUUGUGCGAUCAGUCCCGUUCCCUUCAAUGGACCAACUAGUCUUGGACGGCGACGAUGCUCUUGAGCAGCUGUGGAAUCAUGACUUUAGCAAUGAGUGGGACGUCUUCUUGGAAGGCUAUGAUGACAGUAAAAUCAAGUCCCUGCGAGAUAUGGUUGAAUUCAACCGACAGAAUGCAGAGAAGGAACUGCCUCCACGUUAUCCCGGCCAGCAACUCCUCGAAGAUGCCAUUGAAGAAGAAAAGCGCAUAUCUGCUGGAAAGAAAGUACGAUGA
Diaporthe batatas is the source of this 858-nucleotide messenger RNA. RefSeq lists its product as uncharacterized. Lineage: Eukaryota; Fungi; Ascomycota; Sordariomycetes; Diaporthales; Diaporthaceae. The coding region runs from base 1 to 858 and encodes 285 amino acids. The record is from RefSeq and is a predicted model, not a curated record. The transcript has 4 exons.